Molecule: messenger RNA, 1188 nt
Organism: Menidia menidia (Atlantic silverside)
Lineage: Eukaryota; Metazoa; Chordata; Actinopteri; Atheriniformes; Atherinopsidae
Source: the annotation of a GenBank genome assembly
AUGUCUCAGCUGCCGAGCCGCUGGUCUCGAAAUGAAACUCGAGCCGUCCUGCUUCGUACAUGGCCGCCACCUUUGGUCACCGCUGGAGACCAGCUGCAGAACAGAGAGGGAGCAGAGGAGGACAAUAUCAUCACCACCCUCUGCUCCAACAUCUCCCCCCGCUCCAGCAUCACCACCCUCUGCUCCAACAUCUCCCCCCACUCCAGCAUCACCACCCUCUUCUCUGCCUAUAACUCCUCUCCUGUCUGCUUCCCAGAGAAAAUCUCUAGCAGAGAAAUAUGUGCAAGAUGCUUUUACUGGGAAAAACUAAAUGCAUACAAGUUGUUUUACUUUGACAUUAAUAAAAUUGGUCCUGACAUAGAACUGGAGAGUCAGUCUAUUAACGCAUUUAUGGCUGUCAUCGUGAAGGAUUACAACAGCCAGAACACAGGACAGGCUGCCUUCAUAGACUCAUUUGCGAUGACAGCAAUGUGGCAGGGAAAAAGUCCUAGAUUAAAAAAGAUGAACCAAAUGAAUUAUGAAAUAAUUCUGGGAAUCAACAAUCAACACCACCACUGGACUUUAGUGUUUGCAGAAAAAAUCCUAUCAAAGGAGGUUGUGGAUUUUCCUGUUUCCAAUGAGGCGGUCUACAGCAUGAGGUUGGAAAUUGCUGUGAGACUUAUCCUUAACAGUGAUGACCUAAAAGACUUGUGCCACUUCUGUGGAGAGAUGGAAAGUGACUCAGAUGUGAACUGGAUCCAGUGUGACUUGUGCCUGAGGCAUGCUGAUGUGCAGGCCCUCAGCUUGCACUUCUUCCAAAGCACAAAGCCUUCAGGUGUCCUCAGCAGCCGUCUCGGCCUCCUCCUGAGGAAGACCACUUUUAGAGCUGAGCCCCUGAAAGCACUGCGAGUGGCUCUGGUGGUCCUGUUUGAGCCUGUGGACCAACAGACGCUGACACUGAGAGGCAGAAGGGAAACGAAUGUACUCACAGAGGAAGAAGAGGCAGAGCAGAGUGUGAUGGACGCUCAUGUUGGGGCUCUGCUGUUUGGCUGCUGCCUCUCUUCCCUCUUCACUCCUCUAAGCGAAGGAGCUCCUCCUCCAAAGAGGGCCAACGGCGCUCCUCCCCUCCAGCAGCCUGCAGGGGGCUGCAGACUCUUUCUGGAUCCCUUUCUGGUCCCACUGCUCAGCACAUUUGCUGUUAGGGGCUAA